Molecule: messenger RNA, 1032 nt
Organism: Insectozyma verbasci
Lineage: Eukaryota; Fungi; Ascomycota; Pichiomycetes; Serinales; Debaryomycetaceae
Source: the annotation of a GenBank genome assembly
AUGUCAGAUUCCAGUAAAUCAUCAAAUGUUAAUUCUUCAUCAUUUGCAAGUAUAUUAGCUGGUGUUAAACGUAUGAGAGAAGAAUAUGGAGGUGAAGAACAACAAGAUAAAGAAAUAGUCAAACAUGCAAGAAUCCAAAAACAAAAAGAACAAUCACAACCAACACCAGCAUCACAACAAUCACAACCAGAAUCAACAACAUCACAACCUAGAACUAAAAUACUAGAGAAAUCACAACCAUUGCAACGACAUACAUUAGAUAAACCAACUGCAAAACCGGUACCUCCUACCAAAUCGCAACCACAACUCAGAGCAUCAAAUAAUGCACCACGAUCAUUAGGUCCUAGUGAAAUUUUAGUUGCUAGAUCACAAGAAAAGAAUCCACUAUUAAAAGAUUCAAUGAUGAAGAAUAUAAGUUGGAAAUUUGAUGCUAAGAUCUUGUCUGAUUAUUAUAUAAAUUCAACAUUUCAAAUUUUGUUCCUUUCUCUAAAAUAUCAUAAAUUGAGACCAGAAUAUAUAUGGAAUAGACUUAAAAAAUUAAACAAGGGAUCAAUUGUAGAUGAUGAACAUGCGAAAAAGAAGAAUGAUAAGAAUUUGAGGAUAUUGCUUUGUGUUAUUGAUAUUGAUUCAUAUCAUGAGACAAUUCGAAAAUUGACUGAUUUUUGUAUAAAACAUGAUUUAUCGAUGGUGUUAGCUUGGUCAUUUGAAGAGGCUGGGAAUUAUAUCGCAUUGGGUAAACAUUUUGAUAAUACUCCAAAUAAAGUGCUGAAAUCAUUACAAGGGUUCAGAAAAACUGAUUAUAAUUCAAAUUUAGUUGAUAGUUUAACUUCAGUUAAGUCAAUUAAUAAAACUGAUGUUUCCAAUUUACUUGCAAAUUACAAAUCAUUCAAGGAGAUAAUUUUACAGAAUUCAUCACUGUCUAAUCUUAAUGAGAGUGAGAUAAAUAGUAUUACGGGGUUGGGUACUACAAAGUUGAAAAAUUUGAAUUCGAUGUUCACUUCUGAUUUUAUAUUAAAUAAGAAAACUAAUUAG